AUGUUUGUCAGAAAAUUCAUCAAAAGGCCACAGAAAGAGAAUUACCAGGUUUUCAAAAAAUGGAGGAGAUUUAAUAUACGUGGAUUUUGGAUUCCAACCAUAUACAAUGUCAGAAAAAAGUUCUUUUUGAUCCAGAAACACAUGAAAACAAAUGCAGGCUUAUUGAAUAUUUUAAUUAUUCAGAUUGUAGGAUUGACCGCUUCACCUGGCAUUGGCAAUGCCAAAAAUGUAGGGGAGGCCAUAGACUACAUCUGCAACAUUUGUGCUUCCCUCAAUAUCGAAGUGAUCUCAACGGUCAGAAAGAACAUAAAGGACCUGGAAGAAAUUGUUCCUAAACCUGAAAAAAUUAUUAAGCUUGUUGGGACUCGUCCACAGAAUCGCUUUGUAGAUAUUGUGUCUCAGAUGAUGUCAAAAGCAGAGGAUCUAGCAAGACAAUUUCAUCCUAUUGAUAACAUGUCUGUGAUGAAGAAUCAAUGUUACGGGACCCAGAAGUAUGAGCAGUGGAUAGUCGAUGUGCAGAAAAAAGCUGUGGUGUUACAGUUGCCAAAUAAGGAAGAAGAAAGCCGAGUCUGCAGGGCUCUUUUUAUUUGCACACAGCACCUCCGGAAAUACAAUGAUGCCUUAAUCAUCAAUGAAGACGCCCGAACCAAAGAUGCUUUGAUUUAUCUGAAGGAUUAUUUUGAGGAUACCAAAAAUGGCAACUUCGAUAAUAUUGAACAGCAUCUGGCUUCAAAUUUCGAAGUUAAUUUGCCAGAACUCACAGCUGCUUCCGAGGAUGAAUCCAAUGAAAACCCUAAAUUGGAAGAUAUUACAGAGAUUCUGGGAGAGGUAUAUCAUGUCAACCCUGAGACACGUACCAUUCUCUUCGUGAAGACAAGAGCACUGCUGGCAGCAUUGAAGAAUUGGAUAGAAGAAACACCUGAACUUAAGCAUCUGAAGCCACAGGCACUGAUGGGACGUGGGAAAAGAAACCAUUGCACAGGCAUGACCCUCCCAAAUCAAAAGGGGACUUUGGAUGCCUUCCAAACCAAUGGGGACAGCAAGCUUCUAAUAGCAACGUCAGUUGCUGACGAAGGGAUCGAUAUUGCUGAGUGCAACCUGAUCCUGCUUUAUGAAUAUAUAGGCAAUGUCAUCAAAAUGAUACAAGUCAGAGGUCGUGGAAGAGCAAAAGACAGCAAGUGCAUUCUUGUGACGAGCAAAAAAGAACAGGAGGAGAAGGAGAGAUACAAUUUAGAAAAGGAGCAAAUGAUGAACAGAGCUAUUGAAGAGGUACAGAGCUGGGAUGAAAAGAUCUUUGCACAGAAGAUAAACGUAUUUCAAAAGCAGCUAAUAAAAAUGCUAGAUUCCAAGAAAAAACCGACAGAAUCAAAACCCUGGAAAAACAAUAGAGUUCUCUUGUGUGGCAAAUGCAAGAAUCAGGCCUGCAGUACGGAAGAUCUCCGGGUGAUUGAGGACUCGCACCAUACUGUUUUGGGCGAGAAAUUUAAAACACGGUAUAUCACAGAACCUCAUAAGAAGGCACGCAACUACGGGAAUUUUGAGAAAAAAUUCAAGAUGUAUUGCACCAACUGCCAUCACGACUGGGGAAUCGUUGUGAAGUACAAGACCUUUAACAACAUGCCCAUCAUCAAAAUUGAGAGCUUUUCCGUGCACGAUGUUGUUAGCAACAAGCAGAUUCAUUUCGGAAAAUGGAAGGAUGUGGAUUUUGCAAUGAAAGACUUCGAUAUUGAAGAAAUGUCUGAGUGAAGUGCUGCCUAUUCAAACUUCUGUUUAUAAUCUUGCACGAUCUAGUUAAUUCUGCUUUUAAAGUCAAAUUGGUAACCGGGGUACCAUUAACUUUCCAGUUAUACUCCGGUGUAAAUUCAAACUCCAAGCUAGCUUUGCCAUCUGUCUGACUCUUAGCAUGCUUCCAUUAAUCAAUGUUUCUUCAAAAAAAAAAAAAAGCUGAUCUGUUGCCACCGCUGUCUUUUGAUUAUGCAAUUUAAUAACAAAGGUAUAUAUUUGAAA
Molecule: messenger RNA, 2007 nt
Organism: Crotalus tigris (Tiger rattlesnake)
Lineage: Eukaryota; Metazoa; Chordata; Lepidosauria; Squamata; Viperidae
Product: antiviral innate immune response receptor RIG-I-like
Exons: 12
Coding region: 1-1746 (581 amino acids)
Cellular component (GO): cytoplasm
Molecular function (GO): double-stranded RNA binding; zinc ion binding; single-stranded RNA binding
Source: RefSeq, a predicted model, not a curated record